Messenger RNA from Cajanus cajan (pigeon pea), 732 nucleotides. RefSeq names its product protein yippee-like. NCBI's taxonomy places the organism in Eukaryota, Viridiplantae, Streptophyta, Magnoliopsida, Fabales, Fabaceae. The record is from RefSeq and is a predicted model, not a curated record.
GUCUUGUCGGGUAACCCUUUGGCAGGAAAAGCGAUGAUUGAUUGCUUCUCUUUCCACAUUUCUUGCGUACUCUUUUCUUCUUCUCAUUCUACCCAAACCAAACUCAGUUCUAGCGUGGAAUUUUCCGAAUUGACAAAUGGGGAGGUUGUUUGUGGUCCAUCUGGAGGGGAAGGUCUAUAGCUGCAAACACUGCCGAACCCAUCUCGCUCUCUACGAAGACAUCGUUUCCAAGUCUUUCCACAGCAGACAUGGUAAAGCUUAUCUCUUCAGUAAGGUUGUGAAUGUUUCUGCGGGAGUAAACGAGGACAGGCAGAUGCUCACUGGAAUGCAUACUGUGGCCGACAUUUUCUGUGUGGGCUGUGGAUCAAUUGUGGGUUGGAAAUAUGAGACUGCUCAUGAAAAAGGCCAGAAAUACAAGGAAGGAAAAUCUGUACUUGAACGGUACAAGGUAUCAGGUCCUGAUGGCAACAAUUAUUGGGUCAGCCAUGAAGCACAUGUUGGUGGAAGUGAUGCCGAUGAUGCUUAGUCAUCUGCAAUUGACAAUUGAAUUGUACAUUCCUUAAUCCCCCCUGUUGUUCAAUGAAUGUGGAUUUUAUUCGGGCAAUUUACAACAUCUGCAUUUUGCCCAAAACAUGAUUUAAAUACAUUUGAUUGUUAAUUCUGAUGUAAAAAAACUAAUGUUAAAACUUCUAAUUAAUGCUGUUUAUCUAAUUGUUGUAUUAUCGAUCUUCA